Molecule: messenger RNA, 476 nt
Organism: Triticum aestivum (bread wheat)
Lineage: Eukaryota; Viridiplantae; Streptophyta; Magnoliopsida; Poales; Poaceae
Product: subtilisin-chymotrypsin inhibitor-2B-like
Exons: 1
Coding region: 66-359 (97 amino acids)
Biological process (GO): response to wounding
Molecular function (GO): serine-type endopeptidase inhibitor activity
Source: RefSeq, a predicted model, not a curated record
CAUAGCUAGCUAUCACACAUAGCACGUUGAUUGGGCAAACACAUCACACAAGAAAGUAUUACUCCAUGGGGUUUCAAAAGGGUCCUGCUGGGGUUAGUGCGAUCAUGGUGGGUCUGAUCAUAGUGAUCAUGGCCACUGCGGCUAUGAGCUGCUCGGAGAAGGUGGCCACCGACGAGAAGACGUCGUGGCCGGAGGUGGUAGGGCUGAGCGUGGAGAAGGCCAAGGAGAUCAUCCUCAAGGACAAGCCCGACGCCGACAUCGUCGUCCUCCCCGUUGGCUCGCCGGUCACCAAGGACUACAGGUCCGAGCGCGUCCGCAUCUUCAUUGACACCGUCGCCGAGAUCCCCCACACUGGCUAGCUAAGCUACCUGUCUAAACAUAAGUAUUUAUUUUUGUCAAGGGUAUACAUGGACGAAUAAUUUCAUAUACGCCCGCCCCACAUGGAUCAAUGCAUAGAUGUCAUGGGUUUUGUGCUA